Messenger RNA from Psammomys obesus (fat sand rat), 617 nucleotides. RefSeq names its product phosphohistidine phosphatase 1 (gene Phpt1). Gene Ontology annotation, cellular component: cytosol. Bases 76 to 450 code for a protein of 124 amino acids. Gene Ontology annotation, molecular function: protein histidine phosphatase activity. The record is from RefSeq and is a predicted model, not a curated record. The transcript is spliced from 3 exons. Gene Ontology annotation, biological process: peptidyl-histidine dephosphorylation. Lineage: Eukaryota; Metazoa; Chordata; Mammalia; Rodentia; Muridae.
GCCUCCCGCACGCAUAGGCCUCAGUGGAGUUGGGAAAAGGGCUGUGGAGCCCAGAGGUCGAGCGCUUUGAGAAACAUGGCGGCGGACCUUGCUCAUAUUCCUGAUGUGGACAUCGAUUCAGAUGGCGUCUUCAAGUACGUGCUGAUUCGAGUCCGCUUAACACCGCCUUCCGGUGAUCCGACAAACGAGUGCAAGGAAAUCGUGCGUGGCUACAAAUGGGCUGAGUACCACGCGGACAUCUAUGACAAAGUGUCAAGCGAGCUGCAAAAGAAAGGCUAUGACUGUGAGUGCCUCGGCGGCGGUCGCAUCUCCCAUCAGAGCCAGGACAGGAAGAUACACGUGUAUGGCUACUCUAUGGGUUAUGGUCGUGCCCAGCACUCUGUUUCAACGGAGAAGAUCAAAGCCAAGUACCCUGAAUAUGAGGUCACCUGGGCUGAUGAUGGCUACUGAGGCCCUGACCCCCAGCAACUAACUCAGGACUCUGCUCUUGCUUUGUUCUAUCUUGAGGGGCUGGCCCUGUGCUUUCCUUUUGUACCUUGGGCAACAUACCACCUGCCAGGCCUUAGAAGCCAGACCAACGUGGUCCAUAGGAAUUAAAACCAUUGAUAUGUCUGCAA